UCCGGCUGCGGCCGCACCCCCGCCCGGAGGGCAGGCGUUGGCGGCUAACCUGAGAGGCGUGGACAGGAGGUGAGCUGUGUUCUUUCCACCUUAACCUUCAGAGAGCUUCUUACAGCUCAUGGUGGCAAGUGCAGGUCAUGACCCAGAAGGGCAGCAUGAAGCCUGCGAAGAAAAAGAAAACCCAGGAGCCUGAAUUGGAGCCCCUGUGCUGCUGCGAGUACAUAGAUCGAAAUGGGGAGAAGAACCACAUGGCUGCCUGCUUGUGUGAUUGCCAAGAUCUCGAUGAAGGCUGUGAAAGAUGGAUUAAAUGUAAAUCCAUACAGCCAGAGACUUGCGAACGAAUCAUGGAUACAAUUUCUGAUCGCCUCCGAAUUCCUUGGCUCAGGGGAGCCAAAAAAGUUAACGUUAGUAUCGUUCCCCCACUCAUCUUACUGCCCGUCUUGCUCCAUGUGGCUUCCUGGCAUUUCCUGCUGGGGGUGGUGGUUUUGAUCUCUCUUCCUGUGCUGGCACUGUGGUACUACUACCUCACUCACAGAAGGAAAGAACAGACUCUGUUUUUCCUGAGCCUCGGACUGUUCUCACUGGGCUACAUGUACUAUGUGUUCCUUCAGGAAGUGGUCCCCAAAGGACGUGUGGGACCCACUCAGCUGGCUGUUCUUACCUGCGGGUUGUUUCUGAUACUCUUAGCCUUGUACAGAGCCAAGAAGAAUCCAGGCUACCUCAGAAACCCAGCAAGCAAUGACAGUUCUCUCAGCAACAGCCAAAUCGAAUCCCUGAACAGAACAGGGCACGAGAAGACCAAAGCGUUCUCUGGAGCAGAUAUGUCGGGAAGCCUCAGCAAUCGGACCAUGAAGGAUGAUCUUAAGGGCCCUUCCAGGAUGGUGGCUGGCAGCCCCACCGAGGUGAAGGAAGACUGGUGCGCCAAGUGCCAGCUGGCGCGACCAGCCCGCGCGUGGCAUUGCCGGUUAUGUGGCGUCUGUGUGAGGAGAAUGGAUCAUCACUGCGUCUGGAUAAAUAGCUGUGUUGGAGAAUCAAAUCAUCAAGCAUUUAUACUUGCCCUUUUGACCUUCUUGCUCACGUCGGUGUAUGGGAUAACGCUUACCUUGGACACCAUUUGUAGAGACAGAAGUGUCUUCACAGCGCUCUUCUAUUGCCCUGGAGUGUACGCAGACUACAGCUUGGCUCUAUCCUUCACCUGUGUGUGGUACUCUGUGAUCAUCACAGCGGGCAUGGCCUACAUCUUCCUGAUCCAGCUGAUAAACAUCAGCUACAAUGUGACCGAGCGGGAAGUCCAACAGGCCCUCCGACAAAAGACCGGGCGCCGGUUCCUCUGUGGCCUCAUCGUGGACACAGGCCAGUACAGCCGGGGCCUCCUGCAGAACUGGUACCAGUUCUGCACCCUGGGAACCCAGGCCACCCACCACCCUGCUGAGGACAUUGUCUGAAGUGCCUUCUGUACGGCUCUGAGGGACGGCUGCACCCUGUCUCUCUUCCAUUUUACACUUCCACGUCUACGCUGGAUGCUCGUUUUCACCCCCAAAGGCUUUAGAGGGCCAUGCUCAGGUUUAGAGGCUGGACUGGGAAGAAGUUAAUGUUCCUGACUUCGUGACUUAAGAGAUUUUUAUAUCGAAGCAGUAAAGUAGAGCCAUUCUUUUCCAGUCACCUUAUUAACUCAGUCACCAGAAGUUGAAAAGGACGUGGAUUGUGAAUGCACAAAUUGAUAGAAGCAAUUCCCAUCCAUUAGUAUGAGAGAAAGAGCUUUGGAUUAGGGUAGUUUCUAGUCUCUCUUUCAAUUCUUAAUAGCCUUCUAGUCUCUCUUUCAAUUCUUAAUAGCCAUGUGACCUUUAGUCAAGUCACUUCCCCGGGUCUCAGGUUCAUCUGUAAAGUGGGGUACUGCCGCCUUCCUCGGCCACCUCAGUGUGGUUGCGAGGGUCACGCAAGGGAUGAGGUGUGUGGAACACACUCGAGAGUGACUGAAGCACCAGAGGGGUGAAUAUUAGGAAAGUCCUAAGACUGAAGAAAACGUUUGUAGGUCAGAAUAUUGAAGCCCAUAUUAGGGUAUUGGUUUCCAGCAUUUCAGUGAAAAGGCUCUGUGUUGUACCACAUUGUACAGUUAGACCAGAUAGAUUUAUGACACAAUUCACCUGAUCUUGAGAGGACAGUUGAUAACGAUAAUUAUUGUCUAUUGUACAGUGGUCAUGAGUUAAGGUGAUAGUAGGUAUUUACCUUAUCUUCCUUCUCACAUAUUUACUGUUUUGAUUUAACUUCGAUAAGCAUUAAUGUUUUCUUUCCUCUUUUCCAUGUUUCACCUGGUAAGGUGCUAACAGUCUUCUGAUGAUGGCUGAAGAGGCGAAUGGACAUUCCUAUGGGAAACACUUUACUCUUUUUCCUGGGUAGGGUGGCUGAUCAGUAUCAAGGGCUUGAUUUUGUUCAUGUAAGUAUUUAAAAUGCUCUCAGUUAUAGCACUAAAUUGCACAAAGCAGUCUUCUGGCGAUCGCGUUAUACUGGCAUGAACUUGCUCUUGGGAGUUGAUUGGCGUCUUUCCACUUCACUUGCACGUGACUUCUCAUUCACCUUUCCCUUUCAGUUCCUCUAAAGGAAAGGCUCUCACUAGGAGAGAAAAAACGGUACGGAUGGUUUCCACUCAUUGACGGAUUGCUGUUCUUUGAUAGCUGUUCCCAAAAUAAGCUGUUUCUUUAAUCAUGUCUCAAAAUUGAAAAUGUGUAAGGGGUUAAAUAUUUAUAUAGAAUGGGUCAUUCUGAUCUAGAGUUAAGACGAGAGAGUUUGGGAGGAGGAAAUACCCCCUGAAAUGUUGUAUUUGUAUGUGCCUGUUUUUGCAUCUCCAAAGAUAAUUCACGAGUCCUUCAAUUUGCCUUGGUUUAUAUUGCCACAUCUUUCUCCCACAGAGUGGUUGGUGGGUUCGAACUACCGACCUAUCAGUUAGCAGCUGGGUGCUUAACCACUGUGCCACCAGGGCUUCCUGUAGCUUAGUAGAGGGAAAUAUUGCCAGCAUUUUCUGUCUUUCUGCGCAUGCUGCUUUAGCAAGAGAUUUAUAAAUGUUGGCAGGAAAUACUGCUACUUCCCGCAAUCCUGCUCUCUGCAGCUAGCACCGUUCCUAGACUUGCCAUUAAUCGGGCAGUCCCUAAGACAGUCACGAUUCACUCAGGCUUGGGAGCCGCCUGGCGUCGUUUUCCCCAGAGAUGUACUGAGUAAUAAACUUUCUGCUCUGCAUCCCAUGCGCCAAAGGGCGAGUGUGGGGAUGUCAGCAGAGGCUGUGGUUUCUACAGUGAUGCCCUCUCCCUGGCCCAGAGUCUAAUAAUUCAUUUGGAAUUAAAGUUGGAUGUGAUAUGACUAAUUCCUUUCUUGUAGGUUUUAGGCAGGAGAGUAAUAACAUCCAGGGGCAGCAUAUGUGGCUAGGAUUGUAGUUGUUGCGUAUCUUGAGUGCCAGAUGUAGAGCCAACUCUUGAUUCUUUGGCAACUGAUGAUAAAAAUCCUUGGAAACCUUAGUAUAGUUAGUAAUUUAAACCUCUUGCCAAAUGUUUAACAAGAGAAUUGGGGAUGAUCAUCAUCUUCUUAACCAACACACCUUUGAUAGGGUUACCUGGAUGGGGUAACUCGGUUUCCCUCGCUUGCAUAGGGACUCCUUGUAUAUCAUCCUGGCUUAUGGGAAUUAAGAUGCUUGCUUUAAGUUCCUUGAAAACUCCACGGUUGCCAAUUCAUAGAAGAAAGCUAACUCUAUUUUAAAAGCCUAUUGAAGUGUGUGUCCCCGAAGGAACAGCAGAUAGGCUAUCCAUGAGUGGUGUUUUAUAGGCUGUGGGACAUCCUUGGUCUCUAAUGGUAGACUUUGAGCCCUUUUAUGAUCUGGGACUACCUGAGGGAUUUUGUUACUGGCCUUGGCUCUUUCCAGAAGGCAGGAGAACUUAUUGUGCACCCUUUGAAGGACAAGGCCUCUGUGAAGGGGCAGCUCUGGGUAAGGGGAUCACCCUGUGAACCUACGAACCAGCAGUCCCUUGGCCCCAGGAACGAGUCUCUGAACGUGGUUCUAGACAAGCAGGUCCCCUCACCUCACCCCACAUCCUCAGCUUUGUUUACCUACCACUCACAUUCCUGUCAUGCCACCGCCUCCUAUUUCUGGGGUAGAAAUGGGUCCAUUUGAAAGACUCAGUUAAGAUCAGGAUUGCAUGAAAGGAGGAAAUCCUGCAAUAUUUACGUGUGUGUUAUUAUACACAGUACUUUGUGGUGAUAGCCGGGCACACCUAAAGUGAAGUGACCAUUGACAACGCCUCUUCGGUAGGUUUCCCACACUGCUGAAGUAAAGCCUUAAGCGUGUUCUAGGGAGAGUGUGCUGCUUAUUUCACCUCAGCCACACGCGUGUUUGUGUUUAGGAUAUUGUAAGUCUUUGCUGUACAAGUAGUGUCUUUCUUGGGUGAAUGAAGUAAUUGUUAUCUUCCACUGUACCAUGUACCUAGCAGAAAGAUUGCUAUAAACUUUCUCUCAUGCCAGUAAUCCUUGGUACUUCUGAUGCUUUUAGCAAGAGAUAAUUUUCUGUACCAGAAUCUUCCACUGCCAGAAAACACAAUGCCAGUAAGGUUCUACAUCACCCGGAACACUGCUUAACAGACUGUAUUUCUUUUGGGUAGUGUAGUGGCUUUUUAUUAUAAAGCUCAACUAUCAUAAACAAAAAUAAAGACAUCUAGAAGCACAGUUUUGGCCAGAUGUUUAAAAAUGGUUUUGUGAGGUCAAAGGUCCCUGUGAAGUAGGUAAGUUUAUAUGGACUUGGAGCAGUUCUACUCUGUAACACAGGGGGUUGCCAUGAGUUGCAGUUGACUCAAUGGCAGUGAGGUUUUUUUUUUCUAACGUAUAUAUGGACUUACCUCAUUUCAGCCAUAUUUUGGUACCCUGAAAUUUGAAAAUGAGCAUUUCCUCAAACAAGCAGUGGAUUAUAGAGACCUUCAGGUCAGACACCUGUUUGGAAUCUGGUUUUCUCAUGAGCAGCUAGACAAGUCUGACAUCUUGUGUUAGACAUUGCAGAGGGACGCAGGGAUAAUGACAGCCACGCUUAACUCAGUGCUGAGUAAAAUUCAGUAUGUUCCACGGGAUGUUUGUUGUGAUUAGCACAAACUUUUUGCAAAAUCAGCUAAAUUUAAUCCUGUUGCUAAUGGACAAUUAGCCACACUUCAGUUGGCAACAGGCCAAAAGGCCUAUCAGCAACAGGCCAAAGACUGGAUGGUUAAUGGAGACAAAUUUCUUAGAGGUUGUAGCUAUCUCUGAGUUGGGCUUGUGACUUACUCUAGCCUUCCCUGUGGCACUUUUCACCUCUAGAAAGUUUGUACUUUCAAGGCAAAGCUUUUAAAAUGAGAGUCUAUUCUAGUUAUGGACGCAACUAAAACUAUUUCUUCCGAUGGAGCUACUGGAAAGAUGCCGUAUUAUGGAGCUCGCAAGCUCAACGCACUGUGAUCCUGUCGUCUAGAUGACUUGUGUUGUUAGAGGGCUUUUGAGCCUUCUCAUUUGAUCACACUUCAGGGUCUGAUGUUAGACAAAAGGAAACCUAGGAAUAUUUAUUUAAUAUUAAAUCAGUAUUUAAUAUCUAAUGUAACUGGCCCAGUAACACUAAAGGGGAUUUCCAAAGCCAACUUUGGAGGCUGUGUGCUAAACAAACACAUUGCACUGUUUUUAUACUUGUAUUCAUGUCUUCUUAAUCACCUCAGACUCAGACACAAGGCCUUUUAAAUGGAGAUUUAAAAAAUUACUGCCAUUUAUGUCAAAUAAUGUACUGUGAACAAGUUGUUUAAAUGGAAAAUAAAGUGCUUUCUUUAAAGGAAAAUCGUAUUUCUUGGUAU
Trichechus manatus latirostris (Florida manatee) is the source of this 5840-nucleotide messenger RNA. It is a transcript of the gene ZDHHC23, whose product is annotated as zinc finger DHHC-type palmitoyltransferase 23. Gene Ontology annotation, cellular component: Golgi apparatus; endoplasmic reticulum. The record is from RefSeq and is a predicted model, not a curated record. Gene Ontology annotation, molecular function: protein-cysteine S-palmitoyltransferase activity. The transcript is spliced from 5 exons. NCBI's taxonomy places the organism in Eukaryota, Metazoa, Chordata, Mammalia, Sirenia, Trichechidae. Gene Ontology annotation, biological process: peptidyl-L-cysteine S-palmitoylation; protein targeting to membrane. Bases 138 to 1445 code for a protein of 435 amino acids.